GCGGAACGGCGGAACGGGACCAUUUCGGUACGUCGCGGAAGAAUGCGUAGCCAUUGUUGGUGCUGCGAUCGUUAGUUUAGAUCCGAGAUCGUCAUGGGCACGGGUAGGCGCGCGAAUCCGUGAGGCUCCUGCGGAAGCGUCGACGGUGCGCGACACGGGCCACCUGAAAACGUGCAUCGAGCCCCGCACAUCGAGGACGUCGCGCGCGCGUGAACCGCGUAAGUCUGGGACUAGUUCAGUUGCGGUCGCGUCUCCGCGUUUCUCGCCUCCGCGUAUGCGGGCGAACCGAGCGCUCGCCGCGCUCGCACGAGUGAGAGUGAGUGAGUGAUAUCGCGGUGGGGCACUGCUCGCGCGGCGGCCAUAACACCGACCCGACCGACCAACCAAACUACCAAAGCGGAGCGAGGGAGAAAGCGUAGUGUGCGAGUGCCCGGGGCCGUGGUGGUAGUGUUUUUCGUUUGAGAGUAUCCCCGUGGAAAAAGCGGACCGCCGUCGCGAUCAGAUGUUGCUAAUGUCGCGAGUCGUGCCUGGAGGUACGGAGGCUUACAGCGGUAUACAGGGCUGACAUUCGAAGUACUACCAUUCGGUAGGCUCGAGUAGUGUUAUGCCUCCUCGGCACCAAUCUCCCCGGUUGCAGCACAAUCGUCUUGGCAAGCAAUUAAUGAGCUGCCACGCUCAAUUCAGAAUAUAUACUUGCCAUCUCAAUUGUUGAUGAAGCCUCAUAGCGUCAAGCAUCAACGUAAGGCAGUUACCUGCUGCGUAGCAUUUAUGUAUCAUAUAUGUCGGAAAGAAACGAAGUCAAUAUGCAGCAGGUGGACACCAUCUCGCAGAACAAUUCUUUAGAUGUGGAGGAGCGAGAAAGGCUGUGUAAUAUACCGAAGACGAGCACACCUGGUAGAACUUCAACCGCGCCAGCGAGUCCUGCUCAGGAACCACCUCCCCGCGAUGAACCACCUUUGGAACCGGUAAACGGCAUCGUGCAGCCACCGGUCGUUUCACCGCCGAAUCGUCCAGGGCGCUUGACGAACCAGUUGCAAUUCCUGCAAAAGGGCGUCUUGAAGCCAGUAUGGAAGCACCAAUUUGCCUGGCCUUUCCAGCAACCUGUCGAUGCGAAGAAACUCAAUCUACCAGAUUAUCACAAAAUCAUCAAAAAACCGAUGGAUUUGGGUACUAUCAAAAAGAGAUUGGAGAACGUAUAUUAUUGGAGUGGGAAAGAAUGUAUUCAGGACUUCAAUACCAUGUUUACCAACUGCUAUGUCUACAACAAGCCUGGGGAGGAUGUUGUAGUUAUGGCACAAACUCUGGAAAAAGUGUUUCUUACGAAGGUUGCACAAAUGCCGAAGGAGGAGGUGGAGCUAGAGCCACCUGUUCCGAAAGGGCCGAAAGGCAAGAAAGCUGGACGAGUCGGUGGACCAAGUGGAGUAGCGGGAAGUACCAGCGGAGCAGGUAGAGGACGACCUGCCUCUGGUGCGGCUACAGUUACUUCCAGCGUGCCGAAUAGCUUAACACCAUCCGCGACAUCAGCUGGAACGACCGGUGUCAUACCCAUGCCGCCUCUUGGUACCCAAGCACCGGUUUCAGUACCUGGAAGCACAAACACGACCACCAUCGCCCCGCCGCCGAGCGCCGCCGCCAUGGGCGUUACGGCGAUGGCCACCCACAACUCCCUGCCCCAGCAGGUUGUUCCGCCGACCACGGGUUACCACGCUCAACCGGCGAUGGAUCCGCAAGCGGCACCAGCCGUGCCGCCAUCGCCGCAAGUCCCCACGACGCCCGCCGUAAUGCCACCCUCGCAACCUGCCAAACUCAAAAAGGGAGUGAAGAGAAAGGCUGAUACAACUACCCCCACCGCGAACGCGUUCGAUCCACUGUACGCGCCUCUGGACACCAAGAAUGCCAAAAUACCCACGAGAAGAGAAUCCGGCAGACAAAUUAAGAAGCCAACGAGGCAAGCGGAAGACGGCUUAGUGCCAUACCAUCAGGCCAAUAUGCCUCUAAUGGGGGCAAUGGCCCAACAGCCUCAGCACGCUGGAGUUAAGGGGAAAGAAAAAUUGUCCGACGCACUCAAGUCUUGCAAUGAUAUCCUCAAGGAACUUUUUGCCAAAAAACAUUCGUCCUAUGCGUGGCCCUUUUACAAACCUGUUGAUGCAGAGCUGCUAGGCCUUCACGAUUAUCACGAGAUUAUCAAGAAACCGAUGGAUCUUGGUACCGUUAAGUCGAAAAUGGAUAAUCGUCAAUAUAAAACUGCACAAGAAUUUGCGAGCGACGUACGACUCAUAUUCACCAAUUGCUACAAGUAUAAUCCUCCCGAUCAUGAUGUCGUCUCCAUGGCCAGAAAACUUCAAGAUAUAUUUGAAAUGAGGUACGCGAAAAUCCCGGACGAGCCGAUGGGUAGCAGUAUGGUAGCUAUGAAGUGCAGUAGCGGCAGCGGGAGUGCCAGCAGCUCUGGAGGAGAGAGUUCCUCAGAUAGUGAUGACUCUGUCGAGGAGCGUACCCAAAAACUACUUGCUCUGCAACAGGAGUUGAAGGCCAUGCAGGAGCAAAUGAGAAAGUUGGUGGAGGAGAGCGGUAAGAAGAAAAGCAAGAAGAAGAAACUGGACAAGCCAAAAUCAAAGCCAAUGAGCAAUAAGAAUAGUAGCCUUGUUGGCAGUCAUACUGGUGCCAUGAAAGAACUUAUGAAACCGAGCGGCGGUAUUCCCAAUGUGUCCGAUAGCGUUGGUGCCAGUAUAGCUAGUGUCGCGAUGGGCGCGGGUGACUUGAAGAUGCCCGGCGGUAUGGGCAGCGAUCUCCAUCAUCAGGCCGCCGCGGUAGGACCUAACAAGACACACGGCGCGGCAGGCUUGGGCCACCAUCUGCCGACAGCGCCGAACGCUAAGCCGAAAGGUAAGGGCCGGGGACCUGGAAAAGCCGCCGCCGCCGCGACCACCGGCACCAAGAGGCCAAAGGCUAACAGCAGAUCCGCCGGAAACAAGAAGAAGAACACCGGUAGCCAACCACCUCCGAUAACGUUCGAUUCAGAGGACGAAGAUAAUGCUAAACCCAUGUCUUACGAUGAAAAGAGACAGCUCAGCCUGGACAUUAAUAAGCUACCAGGUGAUAAAUUAGGUCGCGUUGUACACAUAAUACAAUCCCGAGAGCCUUCGCUGAGGGAUUCGAAUCCGGACGAGAUUGAGAUCGACUUCGAGACCCUGAAGCCAUCGACACUCAGAGAACUGGAGAGCUACGUUGCAUCAUGUCUUAGAAAAAAGCCACAUAAAAAAGUUAGUGGUAAAUCCAAGGACGAGCAGAUGGCUGAGAAAAAGCAAGAGCUCGAGAAGAGAUUGCAGGACGUGACUGGGCAGUUGGGCAACGUCAAGAAAGCUGCCAAGAAAGAAGACAGUAGUAAAUCGGUUGACGUAGUCGGAACUGGUGGAGCCGGUGGACCUUCACGAUUGUCUGCGUCGAGCAGUAGUAGCAGCGACAGCGACUCCAGCAGUAGUUCUCUUUCUUCGAGCUCCAGUGAUUCAAGCGACAGUGAAGCAGGAAACUCGAAUCGUCCUCAUAGAAAGAAACCAAGAAAAAACCCACCAAGUACAGGGCCCUCUACAACGAAUACUAGCGUACCAUCGGCACCUACCUUGAAUCAUACUGGAGCUCUCUUAAUGAACAAUCAGCCACCAGCAAAUACUGCGGGACCAAUAACAAAGCCACCUGUAACUCAACCGAGCAAUAUUCCUUCGGAGCAAGGAAACAAUAAUAAUCAGCCUGUCGCGGUGGCUGCCGUAACUGCUGGGCAAGGCAUGCCUGUCGCGAGUCACGCGUCUAUGCCGGCGCAACCGUCACGACCCACAGCCAUGGCUACGGCCGCUCCUGUAAAAAAACCAACACCGCCACCACCGACAACAUCUAAUCCAUCGACCCCGUCGGUUUCCGUACCAACUCCACCGCCUAGCGUAACGCCUACAAAUACAAAUCCUAUGACAGCCUCGCCAGCUGUAUCCCAGCAACCGCCGCAACAACCGCCGACGUCCAUUAGUUCCUUUCCCAAUGCAAACACCCCCGUAUCCACAGAUGGAACAAAUCUGAACCAACAAUCUGACCUUUUACAACCAUAUAAUACUCUAGCUUCCGUGCCCACCACGCAGCCCUCCCUCGAUCAAACGCUCGCGAUCAAGAAGGAACCGCCGUUCAUCCCGGCGCCGCACGCGACCAACAACACCAACAACAACACCAGCUUGAACCUGCUGCCGGACGUGAAGCCGGUCAACAUGAUGCCAGCGAGUAUGGCGUCCAACUUGAACCUCGGCAACCUCAAUAUGGCCAAUCUAAACAUGAACUUGCCGCAAGGACUGGCUGCCCACAUGUCCAUGCACAAUCAGCUGGAGAACAUGAUCAACACCACCGCGCCACUGACCAACAUACAGAACUCGCACAACGUCACCAUGUCGCAGCAGCAUUCUAACGGAUUCCCGAACGCGAAGCGCAGCAACUCACCGCCCAAUAUGCUCAACAACAACGGCAUACCCGGAUUGAACAUGGGAAUGAAUAUGGGCGGCAUGAGUUCGAUAUUCGAUCCCCUCCCUAUAGUCUCGAUGCCGAUGCAAAUCUCUCAGCUUCCCAUAAAGAAGGAAGAGAAACCCUUGCAAAUCUCUCAACCCCAACUGGCGCAGAAGCCCAUGGAUGCAGGAGCUUUUUUUACAGAGAUGAAUACUUUAGCAAUGCCGCCGAUGGGUAAUCACGCCAGUUCGCAAUUAGUGCCCGAGAAGAAGAUGACUCCACCCGACGCGAAAACGCCUGCUGCAAAUUUUGCGUCUGCCUUCAAGAAUAAGACGGUAGAGCAAAACGUGAAGAACGCAUCGUCCUGGUGUUCCCUGGCGCAAGCGUCUAGUCCUCAGUCGGCAGCUGCGGGCAGUAGUAUGAAAAGCGCGGCGCGGGACUCGUUCCAGGCGUUCAAGAAGCAAGCCAAGGAAAAACAAGAUCGGCAAAGAGCGCUCAUGGAGCAGCAGGAGAUGCGCAGACAACAGAAGGAGCAAGCCGAGCGGGAGAGACUGCGACAGGAGAACGAAAGAAGGAGAGAACGUGAGGAGGAAGAUGCUUUGGACAAGGUUCGGAAAAACGUCGGGGACCAGCAAGGCAACGUCAUGACUGCCACAACGAGAGCGGAAGAAGUGAAGGCGAUUGCUGACACAGACAGCAGUAGUCCGAGUCAUUCGUCCAGUCAGGACAAGUCUGGUGCGGAGAGAGAGCGUCAGAGGCUACGGGAACAGGAACGUCGUCGACGGGAAGCGAUGGCUGGCCAAAUUGACAUGAACAUGCAAAGUGAUUUGAUGGCUGCAUUUGAGGAAUCUUUAUAAUGCCACUGCUUACUAUUCGUAAUAUAUCGACUAAAAACAGAGCCCGACUUCGACGUAUGUGUAGGGACGUUGGAUGAUGUAGCAAUUUUUACGAUUAUUGGUAAAAUAAACAUUUUCGUCAACUAAUAACGAGGUCGAGAGAUGAUAAAUGACGACAACGUUGGCGAUUGGUGAUAUACUAGUUAUGAAAUGGUGGUGUAGAGUUGGGACAUUCCAACGAGAAAAUAAAGCAAACUCGUCCGAAGAGAAACGUUGAACAACACAGGAACAUUAUUGAAAUAUUAUUCGAAACACUAAACUGAGAUACACACUGUGCUGUCUCGCUUAGACGACGGACAUCUAAGUGUGACCAUGUAAUUAGGUAAAUACCUCUAUGAUACUUCAAAACUGCAAAACUAAUUGUGUUACAUUUUUCCGGUUUUCAUAAGUUUGUACUUUAUGUAAAUUUGGAAACAAAACACAAAAUACUACAUAAUAGAUAAGUGAAGAAGGUUUGCGUUUAAGUAACGCAAUGAUGUGUGAAUGUGCGUGUGAGAUAUUAAGUGCGAAUGUGCGCAUAGCGAGUAGUCAAAGUCGUGUACAUUUAGUUAAGUUUUAUAUUUUUCCACAUUCAGUCAUUAAUCGUUGGUAGGAUUACAUAGUACGAUGUUUCUAUCCAUAAUUAGCUAUUAAUCAUUUCUUUGCAAACUUUUCUUCUCGAUAUACACCGUUUGUAAUCACGAGAAUAACUUAGGCUUACAUCAAGUGAGUACACUGCAAAAGAAAUGUAACGUGAACAUUCUACCAACCUUGGUGAACUUGACAAUGAUUAUCGUAGCUGGCCCACCGACCUCGCUCGUGGCUUCACUGAUAACUGAAUAUAUCCGUGUAUGUACUUCGUUCAUGUAACAUCUCGAACGGUUAUCCCCACGAGUCGCUACGAGCCAGCCAGUCGAUUCAAAGCUAAUCGUAAACCUUAGAACAAUGUCGUCAAUUAUUACGAAUAACGAUAAGAUGAUUCUAGAGUUGAAGUAGUUUCGAUCCUACCAACUAUUAGGUCAGACUAUCCAAUUCUUUGUAUACUUUUGGCUCGUGAAAAAAAAAAGAAAUAAUUAUCGCGCCGAUAUCGAGCCACGAAAAAGGUGUGUUUGUUAGCAAGAAGAUUAUAUUUAUUCGGUUGAUAGUGUACGGCAUUGAAAUAAAAAGUUAAUCUUUACGGCAUAGAAAAUUUUCAGACUGGAACUCAUUUUUCCGUGUCCUCCAAUUUCAAGUACUGUGCGAGCGAGCAGGCACUAUAUAGUUGAUCGUUUACCGAGCAGAUUACCCGCGAGGAUACGUUCCUCUUUCAAAUAAGAGGAAUAACGACGAAUGGGAGAAACGUUUCUUCGUGUUACAUAUGCUUUCGUAUCAGUGACGAUAUUGUCGAUCCUAGCAGUUUAUAUUAUAUUUUUAUAUCGAAACGAAAGAUUGCAGCAGCGUGUUCUAACAUUGCUAGGAUUCGUAUCGACGAUCAAGAGAAAACAAGAUCGCGGCUUAUAUGAAAGCACGUACAACAUCCAAGAAUAGCAAAAAGAUCUUCCUGUCCAUAGAGCACUCUUUCCGAUUAGUUUCCGACGCGUAUAAUAACGGAGAUAGGAUUGCGAAAAGGGUAACAUCAAUAUUCGAGAGUGACUUCUUUGUGUCGGUAAUACGUUUCUUCGUAAUUCUCCUGUUUCGGUAGUUUGAUACUCGAGAGAGAACUCGAUCGGUUAACGCUCGCGCGCGUGAAAGAUACUACGAAUUUAUGAGAAUAAUUGAAAAUAAAAUAAUUGAAAAAAAACCUAGAAAUAGUAGAUAUAAUAAAUUAAGAUUAUAUGUAUUAGAUAUAAUUCAUCGCGUAAUAACGUUCGGUGUGUUAUUAUAACUGAUAUUUCUUGGAGAUCGAAAUAUUCUCAAAAAAUUAAUUUCUUUAUAUGAUUGAUUAAUUGAGUGAUAUGAUGAUCAACAGCAAUGAUGAGUAGUGUGAAAAAGAACUGACUUGUUCACAAAUCGCUAUUUUUUAUAUUUUUUUUGUCGAUUAAAUGUCUUAUUUUUCUUCUUUUUACGCUGAAGUUCAUUUGAUUCCCGGUAAUUUGGCGGUAUCAUUGCGGUUCUGAUCAUUCAAUUAGUCGCUUUCAUUUGCGCGCUCGCAACAUGUUAAACUGAACUAAACUCGAGAUCGAUGUGUCCAGGGUUCGAAAAAUUUCAACUCGGAAAAUUUCCUAUGCCCUCUUUCUAUAUUGAUAUCCCAUACGUCAAAAAUUCUUAUCUGGGAAAUGUCCUACGCAAAAUUUCCUGGUAAAGAUUUAUCUUUGUGUGUUAUCUUUUUAUCCGUAUAGUGUGAAUAUUCGGGAAUGGGAUCCGAGAAAUGCAAUAACAAAAUAAUGAGUUUUAUACUCUUUCAAAAAAAAAUUUUGAUUUUAUUUGUUUCGUAGUGUGUAUACAUUUAGUGACCAAUCAUGUGUCUUUAGACGUGAUGAAAGUCAUCCGAAGUAAGAGAAAGAGAAAAAAAAGGAUAUUGCGCCACGCGGAUAAUGUGCUAACGCGUUUUGGCCGAAUAUGCGAAUCCUAAAAAUGUAAUAACAAAAAA
Messenger RNA from Ooceraea biroi (clonal raider ant), 7920 nucleotides. RefSeq names its product bromodomain-containing protein 3. Gene Ontology annotation, biological process: regulation of DNA-templated transcription; chromatin remodeling. The record is from RefSeq and is a predicted model, not a curated record. Lineage: Eukaryota; Metazoa; Arthropoda; Insecta; Hymenoptera; Formicidae. Gene Ontology annotation, cellular component: chromatin; nucleus.